Messenger RNA from Staurois parvus, 299 nucleotides. NCBI's taxonomy places the organism in Eukaryota, Metazoa, Chordata, Amphibia, Anura, Ranidae. The record is from the annotation of a GenBank genome assembly.
AUGCACUCUCCUAAGAAAAAAAACCUCUCCACCAAUAUACACCAAACUGAGCAUGUGCAGAGUGUCUCCACACAAUUUGUCUUAUCAGGAGAUAAGAGGGGGCACUGGAAGAAGGAGAGGAUCAGAGAAGACAGGAUCAAACUGCGUUUUUACACAAUGCAGAGGAUUAACCCAUAGGUUCCACAGUGAGUAUAACAAGCAUGCUUUACUGCCAGGGGCGGACUGACAACUCAUGGGGCCCCCGGGCAAUAGGGGAUCAUGGGGCCCCCAUGUCCUCGCCCAUACCCAAAAAAGCCUAU